Molecule: messenger RNA, 8823 nt
Organism: Labrus mixtus (cuckoo wrasse)
Lineage: Eukaryota; Metazoa; Chordata; Actinopteri; Labriformes; Labridae
Product: MAM domain-containing glycosylphosphatidylinositol anchor protein 2-like
Exons: 18
Coding region: 1234-4128 (964 amino acids)
Biological process (GO): homophilic cell-cell adhesion
Cellular component (GO): plasma membrane
Molecular function (GO): protein binding
Source: RefSeq, a predicted model, not a curated record
AAACACAGUUUUCCCUUUUGCAGCCCUAUAGGAGCAGUGUUUGCUCGAGACUAACGCAGACAUCUUUCUGUUUCAAACCAAAGAAAUGUGAUGUAGUAGAUGAAUGCUACAUGACAGACAGCAGCUCAUCCUGUCUGUCUGAUAAAGGAGGCACGGUGAAACAUGAGCAGACAGGAAGAGAGACUGUGUGUUUGGUGUUGAUUGCAAAGGUCUGUCAGCGCUCGAUCUCCUGAAUUCCAAUGCUUCCCUCUCUCUCUCUCUCUCUCUCUCUCUCUCAGCUUCCAGCAGCUGCGCCUCUCAUGCCUUCUUUCCUGACGCUGAGCGAAGCCUCCCAUACAGAUGAGCGCUUGAAGCCACGCACCUCUUGACGUAGCCACAGACCGGUUUGCGGUGCCACUCGGUUUUCCGUCGCACGUAUUGCGCAACGUGACUGCUCCACUGGCUGCACGGUGGGCACAUCCGGCUCCCACCGUUGCGUGAAUUCGUUUACAAGGUGUUUUCAUAACGCCGAGAAACCAGCGGGCAUCACCAAGGAACUGUGAAGAAACCAUCCGCUAUAGGACACUUCCCUCCGUCAUCGCCGCCGGGAGAGAUGAGUCGAGCGCGCGGCGUCGAGGUGCAGUCGUGAUGUGACUGUGUGAGCGCACGAGCCUCGACCACAGCAGACUCCAGGCUCCCGGAAGGUGAACACGGUGUGAAUUUGUGGGUGUUUUUGUGAAGCGGAGGUGAUGGCAUCGUUUGGUAGCAGGAAGUCAACGCAGCAUCAGCGGCGCGAGCCCUGACCACAGCUGGAUUUCGGGAGCUAUGCACGCGGGCACCGAGCCUCCAUCUGCCUAUAGUCGACAGUAUCAGGGCGCUCCUUUGGUUGGGAGCCUCGGGGGUCCUCGCUAAAGUCAAGGCACAGUCAGUAUCACAGAAGGGCGCCCACCUAAAGUCAAGGAGGAGUUUCUAUUAGCUGUAAGGCCGGGCUCUCUGCAGCCCACUCCCCGCAUCCUCAAGCGUCGUCUCUCUGACGCGAGUGCUCCGCGCUCUGACUCCAUGGCAGUGGACAUCAAAACCAUCAAUACCUGAGUGCGUUUGCCUCCUGCAGCCAUAAAUACCUUUACAUUGAAGAGUUAAUUUAGUCGAAGUGUUGAUUUGGAUCAGUUGCUGUGUCUAUGCACCUCAGUUACACCGCCCCGGAAAGGACUUCUUGCCAUUGAGAGCUGGAUAUGCAGAGAUUAACGUGAGAGGAUGGAUCUAAUUAUCUGUGUUUGGGGGCUGCUGUCGCUCAUCGUGGAGGGCAUCCGUUGCCAGGGAGUGUACGCCCCUCCAACCGUCCGCAUUAUACACUCAGGGCACGCCUGUAAUGUAGAAGAGGAGAGGCACACGGAGAGAGUCUACACCAUCAGAGAGGGGGAGACGCUGGAGCUCACCUGUCUAGUGACAGGACAUCCUCGACCACAGAUCCGAUGGACAAAGACAGCAGGCAGUGUGUCGGACCGCUUCCAGGACUCCAGUGUGUUUAACGAGACGUUGAACAUUGCAAAGAUCCUGAGGACACAGGGAGGACGCUACUACUGCAAGGCUGAGAACGGCUUAGGAUCUCCGGCCAUCAAGUCCAUCAGGGUGGACGUCUACUACCUUGAUGACCCCAUUGUGACGGUACACCAGAGCAUAGGAGAAGCUAAAGAACAGUUCUACUAUGAGAGGACUGUGUUUCUGCGCUGCGUGGCCAAUUCCAACCCGCCCGUCCGCUACAGCUGGCAUCGAGGGAGGGAGGUCCUAACGCAGGGCUCGGACAAGGGAGUGGAGAUCUACGAGCCGUUUUUCACACAGGGGGAAACGAAGAUUUUGAAGCUGAAGAACCUGCGUCCUCAAGACUAUGCCAACUACAGCUGCAUCGCCUCGGUCAGGAACGUGUGUGGGAUCCCUGACCGCAGUGUCAUCUUCAAACUCACCAAUAAGACAGCCUCGCCGUCCAUCAAGCUGCUGGUGGAGGAUCCCAUCGUGGUGAAUCCCGGUCAGACCGUGUCCUUGGUGUGCAUCACCACAGGCGGAGAGCCGCCGCCCACACUCACCUGGGUCAGCAGCAACGACAGCCUUCCGCAAAGGAGCGUGGUGAAGGGGGGCACACUCACUCUGCCAGCCAUCAGCUCGGAUGAGUCGGGGGUCUACAGCUGCGUGGCCAGCAACAACGUGGGCAACCCGGCCAAGAAGUCCACCACCAUUGUGGUGCGAGCUUUGAAAAAGGGGCGAUUCUGGAUAACGCCUGACCCGUACCACAAUGAUGACAACAUCCAGAUUGGGCGUGAGGUCAAGAUAUCCUGUCAGGUCGAGGCGACACCACCAGAGGAGCUGACGUUCAGCUGGCUGAAGAACGGCCGUGCCCUGCGGAGCUCCGAGCGAAUGGUCAUCACCCAGACGGACCCUGACAUCUCCCCCGGCACCACCAACCUGGACAUCAUAGAUCUCAAGUUCACCGACUUCGGGACGUACACCUGCGUGGCGGCGCUGAAGGGCGGAGGGAUCCCGGAGAUCAGCAUUGACGUCAACAUCUCGUCCACAACUGUCCCUCCUCUGUUUUUCUCUUUCUUAGUUCCCCCAAACCUGACAGUCCCCCGGGGCAAGUCCCCCCUGGUGGCCCGAGAGGGUGACACAGUGGAGCUGGAGUGCCUUGUUUCAGGAAAGCCCAAGCCCAUCAUCCUGUGGUCAAGGGCCGAUAAAGAGGCGCCUAUGCCGGACGGAAGCAUGCAGAUGGAGAGCUAUGACGGUGUGCUGCGUAUUGUUAAUGUGUCAAGGGAGAUGACGGGAUCGUACCGCUGCCAGACAAGCCAGUAUAACGGGUUCAACGUAAAGCCGCGUGAGGCCGUAGUGGAGCUGAUCGUACAAUAUCCCCCGACUGUGGAGCCGGUUUUCAUGGAGAUGCGCCAGGGCUUAGGUAGGCCUGUGGUGAUGACCUGCAGGGUGCUGCGAGCCCACCCUUCCCGUGUGCUGAGGUUUGAGUGGCUUCUAUCCAACCGACUGCUCCAUGCCGGGGCAUUCGAUGCCCAAAGAGAUGAGACGGAGUACACCAUCCGCAACCUGAAUAGAGACGGGUGGGGUGAAUACACCUGUAAUGUCAUCAACGAGGCAGGAGCAGGAAAAUGCACCUUCCAGGUUACAGGCAAGGCCUACCCUCCAGAGUUCUACUACGACACUUACAGCCCUCUGUGGCAGAACAGACCCAGAGUCUAUGGCUUCAAGCUGCAGUGGACCCAGAUGAACCCCAACGCUGUGGACCGCAUUGUGGCCUACAGACUGGGCAUCCGACAGAUGGGGUUACAGCGCUGGUGGGAGCAGGAGAUCCCUGUGGACGGAGCGAUCAACAAAGGAGAGCUCAUGACACACAACCUGACUGAGCUCAUAAAGCCCGAAUCCUACGAGGUGCGCCUCACCCCCAUCACACGUUUUGGAGAGGGCGACUCCACCAUACGGAUUGUCACGUACAGCGCUCCCAUCAACCCUCACCUGAGAGAGUUUCACUGCAGCUUUGAGGAGGAGCCCAUCUGCAUGUUCACCCAGGACAAGAACGACGAUUUUGAUUGGACGAGGCACAGUGCUGCCACUCGCGACACAAAGUACACACCCAACACUGGGCCCAGCGGUGACCGCAGUGGAUCUAAACAGGGUUUCUACAUGUACAUUGAGACGUCACGACCGCGGAAGGACGGGGACCAAGCGCGGCUUGUGAGUCCGUUUUUCAACGUAGCACCUAAGAACCCUUAUGGGAUCACCAACCCACCCGCCUACUGCUUCGGCUUUUUCUAUCACAUGUAUGGAAAACACAUAGGAACACUAAACGCCUUGCUGAAGCAGAAGGGCCAGACGGCCUCUGAGGGUCCCGUGUGGUCGCUAAGUGGUAACCAAGGUGACCGCUGGAAGCAGGCCAAAGUAAGCAUCCACCCAACUGCAUCGUUCCAGGUGGUAAUUGAAGGUAUCAGGGGACCAGGCAUCGAGGGAGACAUCGCCAUCGAUGAUGUUACGCUGGAGGAAGGGGAGUGUCGAGACCCACCGCCCAAUCUCAGCUCCAGGGCUCUAUCCACAUCCUCCCAUAUAUGGCUGCUAUGCGUCACCUUGGUGAUGACCCUCCUGGAAGGUCAGAGGUGACCCUUCACUCCAUCAUCUCAGAGGCAAAUAUUCAGACCCACUGUCUGUGAACUUAACCCUCGGCAUCCAAUCACCAAAGAUUCAUGCAUCAUGAAAGCAGCAGGGGACCCGUGACGCCACCCUGAGGGACCGAUUUUGAUGAAAGAGAGAAAAACAGAGAUAAAAAGACGGACAAAAAUUAAAAAAGAAGCUGCGCUAAUUUUUUAAAGAGACUUCUUUUACAGAAAACACUCCUUAGUGCAGGACUUUGGACGUCUUUUUGAGCACAAAGACAGGUGGGGGAUGAAUAAGCCUGGACUUUGGGGAAAGAGUUUGGGGGAGGACAGUUUGUAAAGCACAAGAACAAUUUUAUGAAGUUAUGAAAAUAUCUUUGGAAGGCGGCAGAUUAUAUAGACACUGCUGACUUUUAGCAGAGGAAAUAACAUUUCCCCGCUUGCAAAUACAUGGAAUCAGACCUUUCUCUGUGCAUCUUUUAUCUUCAUCUACUCGCACCAGAUGCCAAUCACCCACUCUUGUUUUUCAAUCUGGCCCAGUCUCGCGUCACACCUUGACAUUUCUUCAUCUGCUCGGUGCUGAACUGUGGAGAAACAAUGACUCUGGCAACAUUUAGUUCUGUCUGCUUACUCCCUUGUAGCUGCCUAUGUAUCUUUUAACACUGUGCUCACGAGUCCAAGUGGCCAAACGACGCUAUGGUGGCAGAACAAAAAAAAUGCAGAAGAAUCAGCGGAGGUGUAGGAGGCUGGACACGAGGGCAGAGAGAAUUUCAAGGAGUCGAAAUGAGAGAGAAGAGGAGAGGAGGAAGAGUGGAGGAUGAGGUGAAAAGACAGAAGAAGGUAGAGAACUGUCCGCCUGUGGAAAAGAAGCCACUUUACUUUCUGCCAUGAAACAAAGUGCCUUCAGAUUACAAACCGAAUCGUGAGCCUGGGUGUUAAUCAACAUCGGACACGUCUCUGUCCGUGUUUCCUCUGAUGGGCUAUUUUCUACACGUUUCUUUUGCCCCACAAGUGCUGAUGGGAGGGCAUGCGUGUUAAGAAGGGUUGUGCUACACAAGGAUCUAACGCCUGAUGGGACCGUUGUGUGUGUGUGUGUGUGUGUGUGUGUGUGUGUGUGUGUGUGUGUGUGUGUGUGUGUGUGUGUGUGUGUCUGUGUCUGUGUGAUUGUUUGUGAGUGUGUGUGUGUGUGUGUGUGUGUGUGUGUGUGUGUGUGUGUGUGUGUGUGUGUGAGAGAGUGUGUUUGUGUGUGUGCAUGCGCCUAAGCCUAUGCCUACGCGUAGUUCAAUGUGAAGGUAGCGGACCGGGCAGAUUUGGAAACCAUUCUGAUAAACACAGUGAAAGUGAGGCUGUGGAUCUUUUCUGUUUUUGUUUUUUUUGCAGAAGAACAGUUGUGACAGUUGAUGUUACCAGAGGAUGAAGACACUUUGUCGAAUGACUCUCUCUUCCCAUAAUUCUCCUCCCCUGAGGUCAAGCAUUUUUUUAACAAAAGAAAAGAACUGAAUUAAACACUGCGUUGUACAGGGAGGAGAGGGUGAACUUUGGGACUGCAGGCUCUUCAUUCGGUCGAUACGCCUCGCCCCCCCUAAUCCUCCACCAUUUAUAUGGAACAAUAGGAGAAUAAAAGAUUAUAAUGACCAUAAUAAUAGUCAUGAUAUUUUAUUACUCUAGCGAGAAUGUUUCUCUGCUUUUACACAAACUGUGAAGAUUGACUGUGGAAGAUCUACCUGAGACCAUAACCUUAACCAGCGGGGUUUUUAAAAAAUGUAUUGUAAAAAAGAGAAAAUAAGAAAAUUGAAAAAUUCCGUUCAUUGUUGGUUAUGACAAAUGUUUUAAGGACUUGUGUCUUGUUUUUGUUUUUUUCUGUUGAAGAUGACUUAACUUACUUUUCUCUUCUUGUUGUCUCCCUUUGCAUUGCUUAAGUAUCAAAGCUGAUGGAAGCAUAAGAAGUAAACCAAUUUGGUAACUGUAUAACUUGUAAAUGUUAAAGAAGCUCUAUUCAAAGGUUUAUGAUAAAUGUUUUAUGUUGGAGUACAGGAAGCACAACAUACAGUUCAAAGUCUCAACAUAUAAAGUCCAUUUUAUAUUUCUCUGCACACACAUGACCUGCUCCCACAGGCUUUUCAACACUGAAACAAUCCAUGUUUAACCGCAAAUCUUUCUUUCUUUUUUACCUGUCAUACAUAUUUAUAGUGUAACCUGAGCACUAAAGAACCCAAAGGGGAACCCAGCCAGUAGGUAUGAGUGAGACCUUCAUGAAUGCAGACUGGGUAGAGGUUCAGUUUGGUGUUUCGGUUUUUCAGCAUAUGUAGCCUCUUCAUUGGAAGCCUGGGAGGGUCUGAGUGGGUCAUGUUCAUGUGUGGGCGUAAAGCUGUGUACAAUAUGUGUGAUAAGAAACUGAUACAUGUAAAGACGAUAAAUAUGCUACGCAAAACAGAGCAGAAUGAUGAGCAUUUCAGGGCAUCCUUGCGAUAUCAUUAUGGUCUGUAUUAUCUGCUGUCCAUUUGUUUACUUUCUUUCAUUUCUGUGUCUUGACUUCCAUAAGGCCCAGAUCACAAUGAAUGUAAAUGGAGUUCUGGGGUGAGUUAUUUACUUACGGUCUUAAUAGAUGUAAUGUUUUACUAAAACAUAUGUUUUUUUUUCUUUGCGUGUGUGUGUGUGUGUGUGUGUGUGUGCUUUGAUGAUAAUGAGAACUUUCAGACUUUCACAGGUUGUUUUGAACACAUCAAGAACAUCAAGUCUGACUGACUUUGACACAAUAAAAAAAAAACAUUAGCUCAUAUAUUACAUUAGCUAGUCACUAUAUCCUCCUGUGAUAUAGUAGAUGAUGAAAAGUGCCAAAGUGCCCUGUGCAGUCUACUCUGUUCCUGAUAAAGAUCUGGGUUCCUUGAAUCAUUGAGCACCUGGUGAAUUUAUGACAUCAAUCCUCCUGUUACAGCAUUACUGUUGGAAAAACAUGACCCAUUUGAAAGAUUACAGCUGAGAUCACUAAAAGAACCCCUUUGGUACCACUAUGGUUGCGAUUAAAAGUAAUAGUUUGCUUUUCAUGGGAAUCGAGCUUGUAUGGGCUUUUCGAGGAGGCAGCUUAAUUUAGUUUAGCUUAGCUUAGCAUAAAGACUGAAAACAGCAGAAAACUGUUAGAUUAAUUUCAUAUCUGCUAUCAGCACCAGUGAAGGCCUCUAGUUUUACAUAAGAUUGUUUUUUUAUUUCUACAAAACCUGAGGUAUGAAAACAACAACUUGUAGUUUAAUGGUGUGUUAUCACUGUGAGCUUGCCAGGCAACUAGCAAAGACUUCAGUAGGUCACUCUUGGCCAAGACAUAGACUAGCUCUGAACCGCCCACGAGACUCUUUUCAUUUUGUACACAUAAAACAAAGAUUGAACAUUUUCAUAAUGUAACUUGAGCGGUAUUGACAGAGGGAUUUUGUUAGUGGUUGACAUAGCAGUGCUAGCUGUUCCUCCUCUUUUCAUUCUCCAUGCUAAGCGAAGCUAACUGGCUGUAGGCGUAUAUUUACUGUACAGGAAUGAGACUGGAAUCGAUCUCUUCAUCUCAAAUAAGCAUAUUUCCCAAAAUUGUCUAAGUUGCCAUACUGUGAAAUUUGGAAUCCUGUCAGUGUAAAGGUCUUUGCUCACUGAGUCUGGUUUUUUUUUUUCAGAAGCAUUUUUUUGGAUCUCUAAUCCAAUAAGAAAGGUUAGGCACACAAACCUUGCACACUGACUCUGCGGAAAGUCACAGUAAAGGACUAAAUGAAGUCAUCAAGCAGUGAAGAUUAAUUUGUGGUUCUUUCACUCCUUGAAAAAAGGAAAAUAAAACACUUAGUCCAUCCAAUCAUUAAAACAAGAUGAGCAAGGAGGGUUCCACCUGUUGAUGAAGGAGUUGUAAAAUUAUCCUGAUCUCUUCAAGGUGUAUUUCAGGAGUCAGUGCUCUAGAUUGAUAUGCUGCUAGCUAAUACUGAAACUACACAUAAAAAAGAACACCACCAAUUUCCACUAUGCAAUUGAUCAUGAACAGUGGCUAACAGUAUGUUUGAGGUGGGGUCAGACAUACACACAAAAACUCCCAAAAAAAAACACAGAAAAUUUUAACACAUGCCAAAAAACAUGAUGUUUUGGAUUCAGUCUGCAGACAUGAUUGACACAAAUAUCAAAUUGUAUGUCUUUUACGCGUGCAGUAACUUUGUAUCAAUGAAAACAGACUCAGUAUGCAAAGGCCUUAAGCCUUUGGGGAAAAGAAACACGUCAGACCUGUUCUUGUUGUGGUGUGUUAGAAAAUUCUGGGUACAUUCAUACAUAUCUGCAAAAUUGUCAUCCCUGUGAAAAUCUUCUCUGAACUGUGGCUGAAAUUGGACAGCAAGAAGAAUCAGUCUGUUUCCAUCCCAUUACAGCUCUAACCAUACUCUUGAUUUCCAUUUCUGUGCUGUCCAUACACACAGGGUGUCAGCCUCUGCUCUUUGUGUGUAUGGGGACGUGAGCCUGGUGUAUGAGUAGCUUACACCCUCGGCUCUGCUCUAUUUAUUGAUAAAAGUCCUCUAAGCUACUUCAAAGUACAAUUGGAGGGGAUUAACAGGUUUGGGAUAUGUAAACAGUGCUGUGUGACAGUUUUCUCUCUCCCAGUCUUCACUGACUUUGUUUUGAUGAUUACAGGCUUCUGUAGUUAUGGAAAGUAUUACAUUUUUAUGAAAUAAAAAAGAGGAAAUGUGUUUGA